Molecule: messenger RNA, 900 nt
Organism: Astrephomene gubernaculifera
Lineage: Eukaryota; Viridiplantae; Chlorophyta; Chlorophyceae; Chlamydomonadales; Astrephomenaceae
Source: the annotation of a GenBank genome assembly
CACCAGCUGCUCAAGAGGCAGGCGGCCAUGUUGCAAGCAUCAUCGAACGGCUUGCUACAAAGGAGAACAACCAGCCAGGUUCCGAGGCCCACGCAAAGAGCUUCUUUGUUAAGGACAGACAGCCUGCUCGGAGCAUCCUUCGAAAGCCUGAAGAUGUCGCUUCUCUGGAGGCAUUACAGGACAAAAUGACCACUUUGGCUGGCGACCUGCAAACCUUCAAGUCGCAACCUCAGACAUCGCGUCGGGACUCCUUAAAUGGAAGAGCAGGCCUCUUAGCUCCGGCUGCAAAUGCACCGACCCCUCCGAGGUACCCAGAGGCUCUGGCCGCAAGCUUGCAGCCUGCACAUCGCGCUCCUUAUCAACUGCCACACAACAGACACGAGGCCCAACCUACGCAACAGCUCAUAUCAGCCUUCCCUGAUACCAGCAGCAAUCAUGAUGAUGACGGGGGCCUAGGUUGCCACAGUGAGGGACCUGCUGACGACGUUAUCAGCAUACCGGCAGGCGCCAUCGGCACAUCAAAAGCCGCAAAGACCGCGGCUGAGACCUUCGACUUGGGCAUUAAGCAGAUCAUGAACGAGGUCCUCACCAGGCAGCUGAAGCGCACCAAGCACGGCGCAACAGAGCAGUCACGGAUUGGCGAGCUUGCGGAUCUGGUGAAGAGCCUUCGCAAAUGCGUCAAGGAGCUGGGGUCGCGGAUAACGAUGUACAUUGACAUGAUGACCAAGGUCGAGCGGGAGGGCGCUCAGCAGGUGGAGGCGGCUCAGCUUGCCGCGCAAUCAAUGUGCAAGAAGUUAGAGGUUGAGGUCGCAACUGUCCGGCUGAACCUUGCGCAAUGUGAGCGCGAGUCCAGGGAAGACAAGGCCAAGCUUGGCUUCGACCUUGAGACCGUGCGCGCAG